AUGGAGGAGGAUAAGAAGAAUUCUCAGAGGCCUGAGUACGACGCCGUCAAAGGGGCCCGGUGUGUCACGGAGAACCUUUUUUCGACGGACGAUCACCGAAAUCGGAAAACGGUGAGGAAUGAACGGAUUCAGCGAUGGCCGCGCAUUUCCGCACCGACUGCUCGCGUUUUAAAGGUACGUCAAACCGAACAACGAAAACUACAAAAACCAGACCGACGAACCGAUUGUAAAACGUUCGUCAACCUGCUGCCGCCGUCGCCGCACGUUUACCUCCAGUCUCCACCUGUCCGCCACGGGAACCGCAACUGA
This is a messenger RNA of Macrosiphum euphorbiae (potato aphid), 309 nucleotides long. The record is from the annotation of a GenBank genome assembly. NCBI's taxonomy places the organism in Eukaryota, Metazoa, Arthropoda, Insecta, Hemiptera, Aphididae.